This is a messenger RNA of Melampsora larici-populina 98AG31, 396 nucleotides long. RefSeq lists its product as uncharacterized. The transcript has a single exon. Bases 1 to 396 code for a protein of 131 amino acids. The record is from RefSeq and is a predicted model, not a curated record. Lineage: Eukaryota; Fungi; Basidiomycota; Pucciniomycetes; Pucciniales; Melampsoraceae.
AUGUCGUCUUCAGUUCAAGGUCAACCAUACACUUCUCAUGCUGCCGAGUCCGACAGUGGAACCCCCUGCAGACCUAUCCGUACUAGAACCCAGGUCAAAACACCUGGAAUGGUUGCACAAACCCCAGAUUCUCGCCGUCGAAUCACCAUACCCGAUGAAGAAUGCGAGAAAGCCAACAAGAAGCGCAAAGCCAGUGCUGAAUAUCUAUUAGGCAAUGAUUCUGAUGCUUCUAGUGUUCUUGUUCAACCUAAGAAGAAAAACAAGAAAACCUCUUCUCAAUCGAAGCGUAAAGCAGAUACGGAUGCGGCCUGCCAUGAUGAUGAAGUGAGUACUCUUUUACACCUAGUUUCCUCCGUUGAACUUCAUUCCAACUUACUUCAUGCCCUCUUACUUUAG